Hyaena hyaena (striped hyena) is the source of this 3235-nucleotide messenger RNA. It is a transcript of the gene JUP, whose product is annotated as junction plakoglobin. Gene Ontology annotation, cellular component: adherens junction; catenin complex. The coding region runs from base 147 to 2381 and encodes 744 amino acids. Gene Ontology annotation, biological process: positive regulation of transcription by RNA polymerase II; cell adhesion. The transcript is spliced from 15 exons. NCBI's taxonomy places the organism in Eukaryota, Metazoa, Chordata, Mammalia, Carnivora, Hyaenidae. The record is from RefSeq and is a predicted model, not a curated record. Gene Ontology annotation, molecular function: cadherin binding; protein phosphatase binding; transcription coactivator activity.
UUUGUUCGGUUACUGAGUUGCUGCCUUGGCCAGAGUCCGGAGCAGCCGCCGCCCGAGCGCGCCGAGCUCAGUACGCUGCCCGCGCCGGCUCCCAGCCCGGCCCGACCCCUACCCAGCCCGGCCAGGCUCCACACGCAGCAGCCACCAUGGAGGUGAUGAACCUGAUCGAACAGCCCAUCAAGGUGACCGAGUGGCAACAGACAUACACCUAUGACUCCGGCAUCCACUCGGGUGCCAACACCUGCGUGCCCUCGGUCAGUAGCAAGGGCAUCAUGGAGGAGGAUGAGGCCUGCGGGCGCCAGUACACGCUCAAGAAGACCACCACCUACACUCAGGUGCCCCAGAGCCAAGGUGACCUGGAGUACCAGAUGUCCACGACGGCCAGAGCCAAGCGGGUGCGAGAGGCCAUGUGUCCUGGCGUGACAGGUGAAGACAGCUCACUGCUGCUGGCCACCCAGGUGGAGGGGCAGACCACCAACCUGCAGCGGCUGGCCGAGCCGUCCCAGCUGCUCAAGUCAGCCAUCGUGCAUCUCAUCAACUACCAGGACGACGCUGAGCUGGCCACCCGGGCCCUGCCCGAACUCACCAAACUGCUCAACGAUGAGGACCCGGUGGUAGUGACCAAGGCAGCCAUGAUUGUGAACCAGCUGUCCAAGAAAGAGGCGUCGCGGCGGGCGCUGAUGGGCUCGCCCCAGCUGGUGGCAGCUGUGGUGCGUACCAUGCAGAACACCAGUGACCUGGACACGGCCCGCUGUACCACGAGCAUCCUGCAUAACCUCUCCCACCACCGCGAGGGGCUCCUUGCCAUCUUCAAGUCAGGUGGCAUCCCUGCCCUGGUCCGCAUGCUCAGCUCCCCCGUGGAGUCGGUCCUGUUCUACGCCAUCACCACGCUGCAUAACCUGCUACUCUACCAGGAGGGCGCCAAGAUGGCGGUGCGCCUGGCAGAUGGGCUGCAGAAGAUGGUGCCCCUGCUUAACAAGAACAACCCCAAGUUCCUGGCCAUCACCACCGACUGCCUGCAGCUCCUGGCCUACGGCAACCAGGAGAGCAAGCUCAUCAUCCUGGCCAAUGGAGGACCCCAGGCCCUAGUGCAGAUCAUGCGCAACUACAGUUAUGAGAAGCUGCUCUGGACCACGAGCCGUGUGCUCAAGGUGCUGUCUGUGUGUCCCAGCAAUAAGCCUGCCAUUGUGGAGGCUGGUGGGAUGCAGGCCCUGGGCAAACACCUGACAAGCAACAGCCCCCGCCUCGUACAGAAUUGCCUCUGGACCCUGCGCAAUCUCUCGGACGUGGCCACCAAACAGGAGGGCCUGGAGAGCGUGCUGAAGAUCCUGGUAAACCAGCUGAGCGUGGAUGACGUCAACGUCCUCACCUGUGCCACAGGCACUCUGUCCAACCUGACAUGCAACAACAGCAAGAACAAGACGCUGGUGACCCAGAACAGCGGCGUGGAGGCUCUCAUCCACGCCAUCCUGCGUGCUGGCGACAAGGACGACAUCACGGAGCCUGCUGUCUGUGCCCUGCGCCACCUCACCAGCCGCCACCCGGAGGCUGAGAUGGCCCAGAACUCCGUGCGCCUCAACUACGGCAUCCCGGCCAUUGUCAAGCUGCUCAACCAGCCCAACCAGUGGCCGCUGGUCAAGGCAACCAUCGGCCUGAUCAGGAACCUGGCGCUGUGUCCAGCCAACCACGCCCCUCUGCAGGAGGCGGCCGUCAUUCCCCGCCUGGUUCAGCUGCUGGUCAAGGCUCACCAGGACGCCCAGCGCCACGUGGCUGCGGGCACGCAGCAGCCGUACACGGAUGGCGUGAGGAUGGAGGAGAUUGUGGAGGGCUGCACCGGAGCCCUGCACAUCCUCGCCCGGGAUCCCAUGAACCGCAUGGAGAUCUUCCGACUCAACACCAUCCCCCUGUUUGUGCAGCUCCUGUACUCAUCGGUGGACAACAUCCAGCGUGUGGCUGCGGGGGUGCUGUGUGAGCUGGCCCAGGACAAGGAGGCGGCUGAUGCCAUUGAUGCCGAGGGGGCCUCGUCCCCACUCAUGGAGCUACUGCACUCUCGCAAUGAGGGCACAGCCACCUAUGCUGCUGCUGUCCUGUUCCGCAUCUCCGAGGACAAGAACCCAGAUUACCGUAAGCGUGUGUCUGUGGAGCUCACCAACUCCCUCUUCAAGCAUGACCCAGCUGCCUGGGAGGCCGCCCAGAGCAUGAUCCCCAUCAACGAACCCUACGCGGAUGAUAUGGAUGCCACCUACCGCCCCAUGUACUCAAGUGACGUGCCCCUGGACCCUCUGGACAUGCACAUGGACAUGGACGGGGACUAUCCCAUCGACACCUACAGCGACGGCCUCAGGCCCCCCUACCCCGCCGCGGACCACAUGCUGGCCUAGCCGGCUCCUUUCCAGUGCGCUUCCUCAUCUGAGAGGCUCUCCGUGCAGGCGAUGGGGCGAGACGGAAAAGUGCCUGAGCCCAGGGGAGCAGGGCUGCGACUUCUCGCCGAACCCCACGCCUCCAGAGGUCCUCUGCAGGGUCUUUCUUGGGAUGGUGAUCUGCUCCUGCUUUUCUGUCCUGGGCCGUGGGUCCAGGGCCCGACACCCCCUCCCCACCUCUGUGGCCCCGGCACUAAAGCUUUAGACACAAUCACCUGCUCUCUUCUCCGACCUGGCCAUCACCCCCAACCCCCCACUCCCGCCCCCAGCCCGGGCGGCUUGACUCCAGCAACCCGGGCCCCACAGAGCUUUGGUUCCUAACCUGGGCCUGAUUUUCUCACCAGACUCCAGUCGAGCGACUGUUCUGAGUCCCUGGGGUGUCCAGGACCCAGGUUCAAGGCCCCAAAUCACAGAAUCCAAAGCUUGUCUUGAAAAGUUCAGGGACCGACAAGGAGAUGGGAUGGAGACGCGGAGAGUGAGUCCCCCACUCCAGGACACUGCCUGCUCCUCUCUCCAGGACACCCGACCGGAUCUGGCCCCUUCCUGGGAGCUCGGGGGACAGCUCCCUGGCACCCCGGCCCACCCACUCCACCGCCCUAGCUGACUCCUGAGAAGUGCUCUUGACUGACCCCUCUGGUGUGCGGUGAGGGGCUUUCUCUUCCCCUUCCUGUUUCGAACCCACCAGCACCCCCUGCACGUGGGUGUGGAGGGCUGCGGGAGGUCUCAGCGGAGAGUUUUAUUAUUAUCGCUUUAUGUUUUUGGUUAUUGGUUUUUUUGUAUAGACCAAAGCAAAGGAAAUAAAACUAACACAGAGA